Molecule: messenger RNA, 780 nt
Organism: Durusdinium trenchii
Lineage: Eukaryota; Dinophyceae; Suessiales; Symbiodiniaceae
Source: the annotation of a GenBank genome assembly
AUGACCCCAUCGAAGCAGAAGUGGAACUUCUUUUUGAUGCGUUUGCCGCUGCCUCCCAGCAUCAAAUGCACGGCCAUCAGCGAGUCGAAUCAGCAAGAACCAGGUGCUGCAGCCUGGGUGUUGACGGUCUCCCAGUUUGCCGGCCAGUCUCCCGACUCACACGCUUGCCGACCUCGCUGUUGGAGGACUCCUCCUCGCUGUUGUGCGCUGGCUUCUCUGCGAAACACGAGUUUCGUUUCGAAACACACGGGCGGAGGAAUCGAUUUGGAGAUCGAUUCAGAGGGUGAAAGCCAGAGAGCAUCGACCCAGAAGAUGUCAAGGCCCUCAGAAGCCUCAGAAGUUCUUCGCGCGUCCAACAGCCAAGCGAGAGAUGUCCGGCUGACGUCAAAGGAGCUGGAUGAUUGCCGAAGAGACAUGCUCGAGGAUGGUUGCGAGGUGUUGGCCCAGGAGCAGGCAAGACAAGCUCGCUUGGAGCUUCGUUCGCCCCAAGAGGUAUUCUUUCCAAGAGAGGGCCACUUGCUCGCUUUGGGAGCCCCUCCAUGCCUGACAUUUUGUGGGGAUGAAGAGAAUGAUCUUGCGGCAUCAGCUGCCCGUGAGGCUUCGGAAGACACCCAAGUGCAUGUGGCAGGCUUGGAGGAAGACGCUCGACUGCGGACGGGCGCCUUGGAGGACGACAUACAAAUGCACUUGAUAGUUGCCUUGGAGGAAGACGCUCGCGUGCUUGUGACAGGUGCCUUCUUCGGGAAGGCCCAGUCCUGUGCACCGGCCAAAGUUCCAUGA